Molecule: messenger RNA, 1028 nt
Organism: Tribolium castaneum (red flour beetle)
Lineage: Eukaryota; Metazoa; Arthropoda; Insecta; Coleoptera; Tenebrionidae
Exons: 3
Coding region: 138-734 (198 amino acids)
Source: RefSeq, a predicted model, not a curated record
UUGCCGGAGUAUUUUUGAGGUGACGUAUGAAAAUCCGCGCGGGAGAAAUGGUAAACUAUAUAAGAGCUUAGAAAGGACGAUUAUGUUUAUAUUAUUGUUGAAGUUCCAAGUGAAAUAGUGUUUGGUGUAGACAAGAAAUGGCUUUUCUAUAUAAACUGGUAUACUGCGUUGCUGUGAUCACAGUAGCAAAAGCCAUACCAACGACAAAAAGCCCCAAGACCUACCAAACCGAAGAGACCGAUGACAGCUACAACCCGCGACCGUACGACGAGCCGAUCACCUACGAGUCCUUCGCCAUCCCCACCAACCUCCAACUCCCCAAAUCCGAGUCAGCGCAAGUCCCUUUCUACGUCCCUGACAUCACCACAGCCCUAAAAGCGCCCCAAUACAGCUCCGAACCCAACUACUACCAAGUCCCCAUACCGGCCCAAGACCUCGUCGCCCCCUCUGAAACCGCCUGGAACCCAGACAACGACCCCAAAUUCUUCUACGAAGUCCCGGCCUCCCUCACCCAGCAGAACAUCCCCACCAACCUCUACCCCAAGAAAUUCAACAAAGACGUCCACGUCAAGAGCAAACCCUACUCGAGCAAACCCAAACAGGAAAUUGUUUUGGAGCCCAUCAACGAGAAACAGUUCCUUGCCAAGCAGAAGAGUUUGACCAAGGUUUACGACAGUCUGGCGAAGAAGGAGAAUCAGAAGGAUCUUCAGUCACAACAGGCAGUUCAGAUAUGAAGAAAGAGAUAAAGAGGGGAUUGUGAAGGGUCAUUUUGGUUUCUUCGAUAAACGUGGAAAAUUGCAAAUGGUUCAUUACGACGCACAUCCCCAUGAAGGUUACCAUGCAGAUGGAAAUUUCGGCAAAUAUUAAUUUGUUAUUAGUUCAAUGUUUCAAAACGCUCAAAUAACACUAUUAUAAAUCAAUGUUUUAUAUUGGUUUUUAGUAUUAGGUUUAAAGGAUCUUGAGAGGUGUGUGCAGCUCUCUUGUUAUCUAUUUUUAUUAUUAUGUGAAUAAAAGUUUUAAUAAUACAA